AUCAGUUUCUUAGACAAAUGAACCUUGAUGACAUUUACAAUUGGUAUAGACUCUCUUAAUAUUGAAAUUAGGAUUCUUUAACAUCCAUAAAACUAUCCUGGGAAACAAUAGGAAUCAUAACCCAGAACUGUGUAAUCUUACAAGCCUCUUGAACCUAAAGCUUAAUUCCACAUAAUUAUUAAGGCUACUGCUGAAUACAUCAAAGAAAAAAUGCUUAAUGGAAAUGUAAUAUUAAAUAUUAUGUAAAAGGGAGUAAAUAUGAAAGAGUUGGGAGCAUUUACAAUGGAAGUCAUUUCUGAUUAUGUGAAACCUCUCCAACAUUCAGGAUUCAAUAUGACACAAGACUUAGCCAUCCAAAGAGCUGAUAGAAAACAUAUUCAUUAAAUUAGGUACUUUUAUUUUUUUUAAUUAUUAUAGGCCUUGUUUUGUUCCUGACAAUGCAUUCAAAUAUUUUUUAGCUCGUUAUCCAGGCAAAGAAGAAAUUACAAAACCAUUGAGUCAACAUUCUAUUUAUUAAAAGGGAUUUGGAAUGAACUUCUGUAAUGCUGGUCCAAUAGCAGCAUCAAGGUUAGUAAUUAUUAAUAUUGAUUUAGUUAUCUUGGUAAAGAUGUUGUACAAUCUGUUCAUUCAUCUUUGAUUAAAGCUAUACAUGAUCUUACUAGAUUAGGACAUGAUCUAAAUAUUGAUUUCGGAUUUAUUAAGAUAUCUGUUUAAAAUAGAGAUUUAAAAUAUAAAUAUGAUUAAUCUUUUAUUUAGAGACUUAACUAAACAGAUUAUGAAUUAAAAGUAUCUAAAUAAUAUAUUGAAGAUGCGUAAAUCAGAUUUGGGAACAUCAUAACAUUGGACUACUACCUAUUAAGAGAAAUGGUCAAAGAGCACGUAUAAAUUAUGAUAGAUCAUAUAUAGAUUAAAUAAUUUAUUGACUAGACCAAACCCAAAUUAGGUAUAAGACAAUUAUGAGAAAUCUAUGGCAUUGAAGAUAAUGUCAUUAGAUUUAAAUACAGCUGAACAUACCAAUUAUAGUAAAAAGCAAAAAGUUUAAUUACCAACACUUAAUAAAUGA
Paramecium sonneborni is the source of this 1063-nucleotide messenger RNA. NCBI's taxonomy places the organism in Eukaryota, Ciliophora, Oligohymenophorea, Peniculida, Parameciidae. The record is from the annotation of a GenBank genome assembly.